AUGCUCCCAGUACUACGCGACAAAGCAGUGAAGGACGCAGAGACAGCAACCUCUACUAGACCAGACCGGCGUCCGUCGACCAGCAACCAUAUCCCCCGCAACACCACCGACGCCUUCGUCAACGAGCACAACAAACCACCCUCAACCUCGGACAGGGGCUCGCCGAGUACGGAUACGCAGCUCAAAAUGUCGCCAACGCCAUCCGCUGGACCUUCAUUCAUCAUGGGACUGCAGUGCCAGCAAGCUCGCCACACCCGAGCAGAACAACUAAGUCAUGGUCAUACUCAAGUUUCUCCAGCGGGUAGAGAGGUCUGCCAGGACCUGGAGCAGGGACCCCGACGAGCAGCUGCACGAAGUAGACAAGACGACCGACUAUCUGGCCAAGCUGACCUCUGCGCAUCUAUGUUCAGAGAGGUGCGCCAGUCAGCCAGCCGACCAAACUUCGUCUUCCAGAGUCGCUGGCGUUAUCGAGCGCCGGCCUUUAAUGAAUCAGCCUUGAAUGCAUCGUCGUCCGACGACAAGUUUCAGGCGUGGCUGGAUGUGAGGGGGUUUAUGCCCAAAUCCGCGGAUCGACUUGGGUGUGGCAGAAUAGCGCUUCCUCUUCCGCUCGCUGACACUUCGAGCCCAUUCUCCACACCUAUUAUCGAUGUUAUCUCGCCGCAAACGAGUUUGGCGUGCGCUGACGCGCUCCGCAUCUUCUACGGUGAAACUGAAUGGACCAUUUGUUCCAUCUAG
Trematosphaeria pertusa is the source of this 735-nucleotide messenger RNA. RefSeq lists its product as uncharacterized. Lineage: Eukaryota; Fungi; Ascomycota; Dothideomycetes; Pleosporales; Trematosphaeriaceae. The record is from RefSeq and is a predicted model, not a curated record. The coding region runs from base 1 to 735 and encodes 244 amino acids. The transcript is spliced from 3 exons.